AGUUCGGGGCAAUUAAACCGGAAAAAGCGUAGAGUUGUCGGGGCACAACCGUAGCACAUCGCAGUUGAAAGUAUUAAUUAGUGGCAAUUUUGGAAACUCACCAACAUGACUCACCUGUCAGCGACGGCCUUGCUGAUGCUGCAGUUGGUCCAGGUGGCCCCCAGCAUCCUGUCAUCCAGUCCAGCCGUCACUCAGCCUCAGCCAGUUGACAAUUUCGAGGGGCUCAGCACCCUGUCCAAACAUUUCGACAGCCCCAUCCCCAGUCCCCCGUCGAGUGGCGACUAUGGACCCAGUUCCGAGUACGAUUCGGCAGCCAGCAAUGCCACCAGGAUUCUGCGGCGGGGCAAGCGUUAUCUCCAAUUCAGCAAGGGAUCACGUAUGUCGUGGCGCACCAACGGCAAGAACAAUCUCUGGACCAUCAACACGCUGUGGGCCUACGGCUAUGGCUUCCGCGCCAACUACCCCUUCCCGUCCAUCGAGGAGCAGAAGAAGGACAACGCCGUCUUCUUUCGCCUGUUCAAGAGGGACCUCUUCUCUAAGCUAGAGAUGGCCCUCGAUGGACAUGGCUUUGAUGGCCGAGCUUGCAUGCUGAAAUCUUUCUGCACCGCCUUGAACGACGUGGAUAACCCCAAACAAAAGAGCGGAAUGCUCUUCAAAAUUCUCAAACUGAUAUUCAGUCGAGCCAAGCGGUAUCUGGAUAUUAUAGAGACCACUCGAAUAUUUGUGGGUAGCUAUUAGCCAAAGGGAGUCUUAACUAUUAAACUGCAUCCUCUUGUGUUCCUCUUUAAGUUCCGCGUUAAUGCCAAGAACAAUGUGAUCAAGUCGCCGACUGUGUGGGCCCAUGGCUAUGGCUUCCGAGCCAAUACGCCCGUGCUGGUCAAGAGGGAGAACCGCCCCUUUCGCAGGGACACCUAUGCGUUGCUCCACGAGCUGAUAGAUAGAAGCGGCCUGGACGGGCGGGCCUGCGUGCUCAAGGCCUAUUGCACCGCCCUGGCCGGCGAUCACGGGCAGGGCUUUCUGUUUAAGCUUUUGAAAUACGUAUUUACCCUGGAUGAGCACGACAAGCGGCAUAUGCCGCAUCUGCGGGAGGAGAACUGCGAGCAAAUCAUGCACAGCCAUUGUCCUUUGAGUUUCGACAGCAUAUCGCCGUACACGGACGACGUUUAAUAAUGAGUGUAAUGUGCUUGCACUGCAUUUAAAAUAUGUGACAA
This is a messenger RNA of Drosophila biarmipes, 1211 nucleotides long. RefSeq lists its product as uncharacterized. The record is from RefSeq and is a predicted model, not a curated record. Lineage: Eukaryota; Metazoa; Arthropoda; Insecta; Diptera; Drosophilidae. The transcript is spliced from 6 exons.